CUUAAGUAGAAGUAGGGUUGGAUUUACUAUGAUACCCUCGGGAGGUCUUGAGCUACGUGUCCUUUUUUUCUCUCUUGAGUCUUGACAAAUGGUUUUGGAGCACGGGAAUGGAGAAAAGGGGAAGAGCCGUCGUACGUGGAGCGGAGGGCAGCAAUAUUUCCCUGCAGCAUUUUCUCCGUUUGGCCGCUAGCUUCUUUCGGCAGACCAGGUUAGUGAUCUCCGUCUCUUUCUUUCGCUGCUGGACAGAACGAAUGACUGGCAGUUGUACAGAGAAGCGGCUGCGAUUCUGGGCUGAAACUUCCGAGUUUGUUAGUGGAAGCUAGGAGAGUAGGUUUUUAAUGGGUGAACUUGACAUUUAGUUGUAGAUUGUGCUCAGUAGUGGGGACUCUUCCGUUACAUGCUGUUUGUGGAUAGUUCCCAGCGGGCGAAACUGUGUACUGGUUGGUGGGCGCGCCAAGUGUUUGACAAUAUGCCUCUGAGAGGAUAGUGAUAUGGAUAAUGUGCGUGCUAAUUGCUAUGUAUUUUAUGUUCUCUUGACUUGCUGUUUUGAUAAAAAGAUUUCAUUUUUCAAAAGGGGAGUGGAAUGAUUUGAAUUUGAACCCUCAACAUGCUUGUAGUUUUCACCUUAUGGUAUUGUACAAAGUUUCGCACUUCUGGUUUCAUGUUCUUGGGUUCAUAGUGAAGUCCCUUUUCCCUUUGCAUUGCCUUGCCAGUGUUCCAUUGGCGGUUGCAGACUUGCAUGCUUUUUAUGAUUAUGUCCUGAACCUUCUUUUUUGACUUAUGGGACUAGUAAUCUAGCUAGGAAAGGAAAGGGGAUAUGCGUUUUAGUUUUCAACUUGGUAUUGACAAUUGGAACAGUAAGGAAAGUUUUCCUUGUCCAGGAAGCAGGGAGGUUAUGUUCAAUUACUUAAUUAGUCUGAACACAAUUCCCUGGGGUUUAAUUUCUUAAUUUCUUCAUCUAAAUUAUAUUUCUUAAUUUGCCAGGUAUUAAGAAAGAUAUUGGAUUGGUGAUUGUCAUCUCAAUCAGUGAUUAAAGAGUUCUGCACAUGCUGCCCUCUUGAUUCCUGCACCAGAAAUCACAUGUUUAAACUUGGAGAUGGAACUUAACCAUCAGCUAAUGCUAUGUUCUUUUCUUCUGGCAUAACCUCUAAGAUACAGUAUAGCAUUAAAAGCCCCAUCUUCUUGUUUUCAAUUAGCAAUCUUUGCUCUUCAUCCUUCCCAUCUCACUCUAACAGUCUCCAAAGGACUCUAAUACACCAAAUAUGUAAUGCCCUUCACCAGGAAAUAAACCCUAAGCACCUGAACCAUAACCUUGUUUCCAAAUUAGCACCCUCCGAUGUGCAACCCGUCCUUAUUUCCCUCCACUCCAAACCAUGUACUGCCAUUCAAUUCUUUGAAUGGACUGAGCAGAUCCUACACUCACCGCAUGUCCCACAAUCCUUCGGUGCACUUCUCCAAAUCUUGCUUCACAAGCAUUUAUUUGGUCCCGCUUCCAGGGUGUUUGACAAGUUCAUUGAACAAUAUGGCAAUAAUCAUGACACAUGGUGUCGGCUCUGCGAGGGGUUUCAGGAUUCCAGUCCCGAAAGGACUAGUGCUUUCUAUGGAUUUUUUAUUGAGCGCUGUUGUCAGAAAGGAAUGGUUGAUACUGCUGUUCAGCUAUUUGUGUAUGUAUGCAAAAAGGGCAUUCAAGUGUCACCUAAGGUGGUCUGGCUACUUUUGGAUUGCAUGAUUGAGUUGCAGCUUAUGGAUAAAAUUUUAGAUCACCAUCAUGACUUUCGUGUAUUGACAAAUGGGGAUUCCUACAGUUUCUAUAAAUUGGUCAUGGCUGGGAUUAUCGGAAAAGGUGGAAUUGAAAUGGGUAUGGCGUUUCACAAAUCCAUGCUUCAGAGGGGGGUUUCUCUUGAUAUUGUCAUGUGUAACAAGCUACUGAAAGAUUUCUGCAUGCAGAACAAGACAGGAAUUGCCAAUGAAUAUUUUGAUGAACUGAUCAUGGCUGGUCCAGAGCCGAAUUUGAUCACAUUUAGUACAUUGAUUAAUGCAUGCUGCAAACAGGGAGAUUUGGACAAAGCAUUUCAGCUUUAUGACACAAUGGCAGACAGGGGACUGGUGCCUGACCUAAUUGUGUACAGCAUCAUUAUUGAUGGUCUAUUGAGAGCAGGAAGACUGGCCGAGGGAAAUAGAUUUCUCUCAGCAGCUUUGAAUCAUAACAUCAAAUUGGAUGUUGUUGUUUUUAGCUCUGUUAUGGAUGCAUAUGUGAGAGCUGGAGAGUUGGGAAGGGCUGUUGAGGUUUAUAGGAGAAUGCUGAAGGAAGAGAUUUCUCCAAACAUGGUCAGUUACAGUAUUCUUAUCAAAGGAUUGUGUCAAAGCAAUAGGGCCAUGGAGGCUUGUGGUGUUUUUGGAAAAAUCACAAAACAUGGAUUUGAACCAUCUGUUUCCAGUUAUUGCAGUCUGAUAGAUGGAUUAUGCAAAUCAGGAAAUUUAACCGAUGGCUUCCGUUUCUACAUGGAUAUGAAAAGCAUUGGACUCGAACCUGAUGUUGUUGUUUGUAAUGUGCUAAUCAAUGGCUUGUGUAAACGAGGGGAGAUAAAGAAUGCCUUAAGGUUCUUCUUUCAGGCAUUGGAACGAGGCUUGAAACCAAAUGUCUUGAUCUUGAACACCUUAAUUGAUGGUUGCUGCAGAUUGAAAUGGCUAGCCGGUGCAGUGAAGGUUUGCAAAUUGAUUGAAAUCUUAGGUCUGAAACCAGAUGUUGUCACCUACACCGCUCUCAUUAAAGCAGUUGCUAACACGCACCACUUGGACAUGGCAUUACUGUUAUACUUUCAAAUGCUGAAGAAAGGUUUGAAGCCAGAUGCUGUAACCUACUGCACCCUCAUUGAUGGAUUCUGCAAGUUGAACAACCCAUCUGCUGGAUUCAAGAUUUACCAGCUAAUGUCCAGAAAAGGUAUAUCUGCUGACAUUGCAAUAUAUAACGUUCUGAUCAGUAUGCUUCUCAGACAGCGCCAACUGAACAGUGCAUCGCAUCUGUUCGACCAGCUUCAAAACUGUGGACCAAAACCUGAUACCAUUACAUACAACACAAUGCUCUGCGGCCACUGUUUUCUUAGGAAGCUAGACGAUGCACUCCGCCUGUUCCACCGAAUGUCUAGACCAAAUGCCAUCACUUUCACCAUACUGAUCCAUGCUCUCUCUAGAGAAGGUAGACUUAAUGAUGCAGUGUCAUUAUUCUCAACAAUGUUGGAACGGGGUCCGAACCCCAAUGAGUUCACUUACAGCUGUCUGAUCGACGGUUACUUCAAAGCUCAAAACACGGGUAGUGCAUUCGAACUUUACGAGGAGAUGGUGAAGAACAAGGUUGUGCCAAAUAUUGUCAGUUACAGCAUAAUCAUCGAUGGGCUUUGCAAGAUAGGGUUGGUUGAGGAAGCGUCUUGCGUGUUGAGAUAUGCUUUGGACAAGAGAUUGUUGCCUGAUGUGGUGACGUAUACCAUUCUCAUUCGUGGGUAUUGCAAGGUUGGGAAGUUGAGAGAAGCUAUGGGAGUGUAUGAUCGUAUGGUGUUGAGUGGAGUCGAACCCGACAAUUUCUUGCGGAGAACACUUGAGGAGUAUCUCCCUACAGUUAUGGAGCACAAGAUCACUGAUCUUUAGCUAAUUUAGAAAACAACUCGGGUAUUUUGAUAAUCUCCAUGGCAACUGCUUGUAGGAAUUUCCUUUCGAGGUACAUUAUUUCGUUCGAAGAUGCUUUCUUAUUUUGUAUGUGAAGAUAUUGAAAUUAGAAUGUAUAAUUUUUGAAGUAAACUGUUCCCAGGGAAGAGAUCAUCCUCUAGGGUUGUUUCUAGGUAAGAGCUCUCUUAUUCAGUCUUCUUGUGUUAUUUAUGUACGAGGCAUUUUCCUGCAUUGAGCUUGCUGAAUAGAUCGACACAGUUUGCUGAAUAGAUUGACACUGUAUUA
This is a messenger RNA of Linum trigynum, 3945 nucleotides long. Lineage: Eukaryota; Viridiplantae; Streptophyta; Magnoliopsida; Malpighiales; Linaceae. The record is from the annotation of a GenBank genome assembly.